AUGAGCAUGACGAUGUCCGAGGGAACAAUUGGUCGAUUCGGUUUCUGUAAAAUAUCGGAGAAAUUUACAGUUUUGUACAUGGCGCUUCUGACUAAUACUUGGUUAACCGUCAAGGUAACUAGGAGCGAAGUAUCUCAAUUCCCGAGAGACCUGGACGUCCCGCUUCAUGCGAGUGUUACAGUGUUCUGCAAAUUUCCACUAUCACAAGAUACUAUUGACGUUCAUUGGUGGAGGGAAGGGGAGAAGCCAUUUUUAGAAAGGGAUGGAAGAAAAUAUUUUAUUGCAGAAAGUGGAAGGGGAAUACUUGUACACUGGAAUGUCAAAGUCGUCGACUCCGGACUGUAUUACUGUGAAACAAAGAAUCAGGAACAAUCUUUCGGGAGAGGAAGUGGCAGCAAGUUCACUGUGUUCGUUCUUCAAACUCCAUUGGAAAUUGCGCCUGUUGGAGGAUUUUUGUCUCUUCGAAAGCUCUUUUGUAAAACGGCUGCUUUCUACACGAAGAAAUUUGAAAUCUCUUGGCAAAGAAAUAACAAGCAAAUUUGCACUAGAAUAGGAAGUGUGACAAAGCGAACGAUGGAUGGCUUGUACGAAGGUUUAGGUUUAUUAGAAAUCACGAAGUCUACUUGUGGAAAAGAUGAUUACACCUGACUGGUGUCGCAUGUCUCCCUCCCAGUUUCGCCUGCCAGUUUCAGCUACACCCAGGAGCAAAGCACUGAUACUAAAUUGAUUCUGGCAUGUGCAGUGGGCGGAUCGGCAAUUUCAGCUCUGAUAAUAAGUCUUGAUGAAAGUCAAGUUAAAGAGAUCGGACGAUGCAGUAAGAUGGUGCCAUUAAUUGGCGACGCUUCGCGUGCUCUCCCGAGCAAGCUGCCCUCCACACUAUCCUAUACCGGAGAAACCCUUAUAAACCUUCAAUCUGCUACACCUAGGUCGAUCAACAACACCCGGGCGAAGCUACUAACGCAGCUGGAGAUCACCGCGCCAGAAUUGUUUCUUAAACGCCGGACCGCACCUGGACCCGACCAGCAAGGCCCGGUCCGAAACCCACCACGUACCCGGAGACCCGCGAUCUGCUACCAUGCCGGAUUGCUUGGAGACACGGCCCAUUCCAACCAGUACCUCUCCAGAGCAGACGACCACACAGAAGUGACGUCGGAGACCUCAAGGUGUCCCAGACCCUUCCCGUAG
This is a messenger RNA of Mobula hypostoma (lesser devil ray), 1185 nucleotides long. RefSeq lists its product as uncharacterized. NCBI's taxonomy places the organism in Eukaryota, Metazoa, Chordata, Chondrichthyes, Myliobatiformes, Myliobatidae. The record is from RefSeq and is a predicted model, not a curated record.